Molecule: messenger RNA, 1071 nt
Organism: Naegleria lovaniensis
Lineage: Eukaryota; Heterolobosea; Eutetramitea; Acrasida; Naegleriidae
Exons: 7
Coding region: 1-1071 (356 amino acids)
Biological process (GO): regulation of catalytic activity
Cellular component (GO): lysosome
Molecular function (GO): cysteine-type endopeptidase activity
Source: RefSeq, a predicted model, not a curated record
AUGAAAACUCUCGUUUCUCUUUUACUCGUGACUCUCGCUCUCAGUGUUGCUUUGGUACAUGCUGCCAUCAUCACCGAAGAGGACCAUCAUACUUUGGCCAUUGAUUUUGAUAUCAUCAAGCAAGUAAAUACCAAUCCUCAAUCUACAUGGAAGGCUGGUGUUAAUAGAAACUUUGCUGGAAAGACUCUUGCUGAAAUCAAGAGAUUGUUGGGCUUCCCAAAGAAAGAAGGAAAGAUCAGAUAUACUGAAGAAGAAAUGAUCACUAUCAACCACUAUCAUCAAGCAAAGAUGAAGGCUGUUGAUGAAGUUGGUAUCAAGGAAGCUGCCAAGGAAUUCAAGAGUUUGGCUUUGCCAGAUAAUUUUGAUGCAAGACAACAAUGGGGCAAGUGUAUUCACCCAAUCAGAAAUCAAGAACAAUGCGGUUCUUGUUGGGCUUUCUCCGCCUCUGAAGUCUUGUCUGAUCGUUUCUGUAUUGCCUCCAAGGGAGCUGUUGAUGUUGUCUUGUCUCCACAAGACAUGGUCAGCUGCGACUACAACGACAUGGGUUGUGAUGGUGGAAAUCUUGAUAAUGCUUGGUGGUGGUUAAAGAAUAAGGGUAUUGUCCCUGAUAGCUGCAUGCCAUACAUUUCAGGAAAUGGUGUCACUGCUCCUUGCCCAACUACUUGCAACGGCACUAAUGUUCCAAUUUCAUCCAAGCUUUAUUAUGCCAAGUCCUAUCAACACAUUUCGCCAUGGAUGUGGUGGAAGAAGGUGGAAGAAAUUCAACAAGACAUUUUUGAUAAUGGACCUGUUCAAACAGGAUUUUCUGUUUAUCAAGACUUUAUUAACUACAAGUCUGGAGUUUACACUCACCAAACAGGAAGCUUUUUGGGUGGCCAUGCUGUAAAGAUUGUUGGUUGGGGUGUCACCAAUGACGGUCAAAAUACCCCAUAUUGGAUUGUUGCUAACAGCUGGAGUGCUGAUUGGGGUUUGAAUGGAUUCUUCUGGAUUAAGAGAGGCAAUGAUGAAUGUGGAUUUGAAUCAGACGUGUAUUCAGGUGAAUCGGAUCUCUCUAGAUUGCCAAAGCAAUAA